Molecule: messenger RNA, 852 nt
Organism: Ipomoea nil (Japanese morning glory)
Lineage: Eukaryota; Viridiplantae; Streptophyta; Magnoliopsida; Solanales; Convolvulaceae
Product: non-specific lipid-transfer protein-like protein At2g13820
Exons: 2
Coding region: 54-605 (183 amino acids)
Biological process (GO): lipid transport
Molecular function (GO): lipid binding
Source: RefSeq, a predicted model, not a curated record
UCAAACUCCAAUUUUCCCAACCAUCUCAUCUCAAUUCUUCAAGCUUUCUUGCAAUGGCUUCCAAGGUGGCUGAGAUGGGUUUAAUCCUGGCUGUUGCCGCCAUGAUGAUGCUGUGGAAAGGAGCCACGGCUCAGUCUAACAGCUGCACGAGCGCACUGAUUGGUUUGACGCCGUGCUUGACUUACGUCACCGGGAAUUCGUCGGCGCCGUCGUCUUCGUGCUGCACGCAGCUCUCCGGCGUGGUUCAAUCGAACCCGCAGUGCCUCUGUUUGUUGCUCAACGGCGGAGGUUCGAAUCUCGGAGUGAAUAUCAACCAAAGUCUCGCCCUCGCCUUGCCCGCCGCCUGCAAGGUUCAAACUCCUCCGGUCAGCCAAUGCAAUGCUGCUGUGCCGGCGAGUUCUCCGGUUGGUUCCCAAGCACCGCCGACGUCGGAGCCGAAGGAAACGCCUCAAGUUCCCAACACGCCGGCAGGGUCUAAAACGGUUCCCUCAACAACAGCCGGCGGCCCCUCAUCGGCGGCUGAUGGAACGGCGAAAGCUUCUUUCCGUUUUCUGGGUUUCCUCGUAUUCGCUGCAACGUUAUCUAUGGCUGGUUUCGGAAUCUAAUUUCCGACGGCGUAUAUAGAUCGGCGUGAUCAUACAAUGCAUCAUUUCUACUCGAUCGAGAGGGAUCGGAGCAGCUUUUGACUUGUACCAUUAUUAUUGUAUCAAUUCCGAAACGUGUCAUUAUUCUUUGUUAGUUUGUGUUACGUUUUUGAGUAUAUAUGUAACUGGUGUGAUUAUAUUGAUUGUAAUGCUUUGUAUUUGCUUCACUAUGAGAGUUUGCAUUAUAUUAUAUUGGUCCAUUUUCUCA